AUGGAUGCAAGUAAGCUGGACGUUGUAGUUACCGAAAAGGUCCACCUUUAUCGCCAAUUCCCUAAACCGAUCUUCUGCAGAGUGAAUCCUUUCAGCUCACUCCUAGGCCUAGGCCGAUUUGGAUGGAUCACUUUAAGAAGGGUGGGUCUAUCAGAGUUUGGAGAGGCUGCAGCCUUCCUCAGAACAAGUGAGGCUGAGCUGCUUUUGCUCCAGGUUUUGCCCUUGAUGCUAAGACGUACAUGCUGGACACGUGAUGACAAGAACGCUUACGUUGAGGCCAAGGUUAAAGGGAGUGGCGAUGAUGGCAAAAUAAUUGUUGAGACAGCAGAUGGACAGAGUCUGUGUGUCAAGGAGGGAAUCCAGCAGAGGAAUCCUCCAAAGUUUGAAGUGAUUGAAGACGUGGCAAUACUGACCCACCUCAACGAAGCACCUGUGCUGCAGACCCUGAAGAGGCGCUAUGACCACUGGAUAAUCUAUGCAUAUUUGGGUCUCUUUUGUGUGAGCAUAAACCCUUACAAACGGCUUCCAGUGUAUCAGAAAGAAGUCGUGGCUGCUUACAAAGGGAAGAGAUCAGAGGCUCCCCCGCACAUUUUCGCUGUUGCCAAUACGGCCUUUCAGGAUAUGCUUCACAAUCGAGAGAAUCAGUCUAUACUUAAUAACAUUUUAUCACCAAAUCUGGAAGCAGCUUUGGCUACUGGUUAUCAAAGCAAAAAUGGGUUUGACUUGGGGAUGGAGGGCUUGCCACAUUACAGAAUUCUGCUAAAAUCUUCAUCAGCUGUACUUCUCUUACCUGUGUCUCCGGGGACUUUAGAAGAGCAAAUCAAGCAAGUCAGUCUAAUCCUGGAAGCAUUUGGAAAUGCCAAAACCCUGAGAAAUGACAACUCCUCUUGUUUUAGCAAAUUCAUCAGGAUGCACUUUUGUGCCAGAGGCAAGCUGUCAUCUGCAGACACUGACAUCUAUUUGCUUGAAAAGUCCCAGGUGAUUUUCCAGAAACCUGGAGAGAGGAAAUACUACAUAUUCUAUCAAAUUCUGUCUGGAAAGAAAGAACACGAUAUGCUCCUGGUAUCUGAAAAUCCUUCUGACUUUCACUUUUGCUCUCAUGGAGUAGGUGUUGUGGAGUGCUCGGAUGGUGCUGAAGAAUUGCUGGCCACAGAUCAAGCCACGGACAUCUUGGGCUUUUUUCCUGAAGAGAAGCAUGGAUCCUAUAAACUCAAUGCAGUGAUCAUGCACUUUGGAAACAUGAAAUUUAAACAGACACCCAGAGAAGAGCAAGUGGAAGCAGAUGGCACAGAAAGUGCUGACAAAGCUGCUUUCCUCCUGGGCAUUAAAUCCUCUGAGUGGGUGAAGGGCUUGAUCCAUCCUAGAAUCAAAGUUGGUAAUGAAUAUGUUACUAGAGCUCAAACUGUAGAACAGGUAAGGUGUGCUGUCGGUGCCCUGUCCAAGUCAAUAUAUGAAAGGAUGUUUAAGUGGCCGGUGGCACGUAUCAACAGGGCCCUGGAUGCCAAGCUGUCAGGGCAAUUCUUCAUUGGCAUUCUUGACAUCACUGGUUUUGAAAUCCUCGAUCAUAACAGCCUUGAGCAACUUUGCAUUAACUCCAAUGAAAAACUACAACAGUUCUUCAAUGAGCACGUGUUUGUUUUGGAGCAAGAGGAAUACAGGAAAGAAGGCAUUGACUGAGCGUCCCUUGACUUUGGUCUGGAUCUGCAAGCCUGCAUAGAUCUUGUUGAGAAGCCAAUGGGAAUCUUUUCCAUCCUUGAAGAGGAAUGUAUGUGUCCUCAGGCUACAGAUGUGACUUUCGAGACCAAACUCUUUGACAACCAUUUUGAAAGGUCAGUUUAUUUCCAGAAGCCUAAGCCUGAUAAGAAGGAAUAGGAAGCUCACUUUGAACCUGGCCAUUAUGCAGGAGUGCCUUAGAGCAUCAGUGGCUGGGUUGACAAGAACAAAGACCUUCUUAAUGAAACAGGGGUGGCUGUAUUUCAGAAGUCAUCUAACAGACUCCUGGCAAACCUUUUUGAAAAUUACAUCAGUACAGACAGUGCUAUUGUUUUGGGAAGAAAAAAACGCAAGAAAGUAGCUUCAUUCCGAACGGUUGCAUCUCUGCAUAAAGAAAAUCUAAGUAAAUUGAUGACUAACCUGAAAUCAACAGCACCCCAUUUUGUGAGAUGCAUAAAUCCUAAUGUAAACAAAAUGCCAGGUAUAAUGGACCCUUACUUGGUUCUACAGCAACUGCACUGUAAUGGUGCCUUGGAAGGGAUUAGAAUAUGCCGUGAAGGUUUUCCAAACCAACUACUGUAUGCUGAUGUUAAACAAAGGUACUGCAUUCUGAACCUGAAGGCCUGUCCAAGGAGCAAGUUUAUGAGCAGCAGAAAAGCAGCUGAAGAAUUACUUGGCUCCUUGGAGAUAGACCAUACCCAGUACCGCUUGGGAAUCACCAAGAUGUUUUCAAAAGCUGGCUUUCUGGGCCAACUGGAAGCAAUGAAAGAUGAAAGACUAUCUAAAGUCUUCCCAUUGUUCCAAGCCAGAGGACCGGGCAAACUGAUGCAAAUCAAAUUCCAGAGGAUUCUGGCAGAGAGGGACAUACUUCUUUUGAUCCAGUGGAAUAUAAGAGCUUUCAUGGCUGUGAAGGACUGGCCCUGGAUGAGGCUUUUCUUCAAGAUCAAGCCUCUUGUUAAAUCUGCCAGGAUGGGAAAGGAGGUAGUUGGGCUGAAGGAAGAAUGUGUGCAACUGCAAACAGCCUUGGAGAAAUCCAAAUCUAAGAAGGAGGAACUGAAAGCAAAGCAAGUCUCCCUUAUUUGGGAAAAGAAUGACCUGCUUCUUCAGCUGCAGGCUGUGAAGCAAGAGACCCUGGCAAAUGUUGAAGAGCAGUGCGAAUCGCUGAUUAAAUCCAAGAUCCAGCUGGAGGCCAAAGUCAAGGCGCUGUCUGUGUGGGUGGAGGAAGAAGAGGAGAUAAAUUCUGAGCUGACUGCCAGGGGGCGGAAACUCGAAGAUGAAUGUUCUGAGUUGAAGAAAGAAAUCGAUGACCUGGAAACAAUAUUCGCGAAGUCAGAGAAGGAGAAGCAUGCUGCAGAGCACAGGGUCAAGAACUUGACUGAGGAAGUAGAGUCUCUAAAUCAGGAUAUCAGCAACCUGAACAGAACGGCCACUUUGCAGGAGGCCCAUCGGCAGACCCGAGAUGACCUGAACACAGAGGAGGAGAAACUCAGCAACCUGAGCAAAGCCAAGUUGAAACUGGAACAGCAUGUGGAUCAUCUGGAGGGUGCCCUUGAGCAGGAGAGAAAAGCGAAAAUGAACUGUGAACGGGAAAAGCUCAAACUGGAGGGCGAGUUAAAGCUGAACCAGGAGAGUUUGGCAUAUCUGGAGAGCAGCCAGCUGCAGCUUGCUGAAAAGCUGAGAAAAAAAGAAUUAGAAACAAGUCAGAUGAACUCCAAGGGGGAGAAGGAGAAAGAUCUGGUGGCUCAGCUUCAGAAGAUGGUUAAAGAGUUUCAGAUAAUCAUUUAUCAAACACCUACUCAAAUACAAUAUUUGAAAGAGGAACUGGAAGCUGAAAGGACCACUCGAGCCAAGGUGGAGAGGGAGAGAGCUGACCUCACCCAAGAACAAGACUUGAAUAAAAGGCUGGAGGAGACAGGAGGGGCUAGUUUGACUAAGCUGGAGAUAACUAAGAAACAGGAAACAAAAUUCCAGAAGCUUUGCUGAGAUAUGGAAGAGGCCACACUGCACUUUGCAACUUCUGCCUCUUUGAAGAAGAGACAUGCAGACAGCCUGGCUGAGCUUGAAGGCCAGGUAGAAGAUCUACAACAGGUCAAGCAGAAAUUGGGAAAAGACAAGAGUGACUUGCAGCUAGAAAUGGAUGACCUUCUGAGCCAUGUUGAGCAGAUGACCCGAGCUAAGGCUGAUGCUGAGAAGCUCUGUAAUCUGUAUAAAGAGCACUUGAAUGAAGCAAAUGUAAAACUGGAUGAAAUGACUCAGUUGGCAAAUGACCUGACAGCACAGAAGACAAAGCUAUGGAGUGAGAAUGGCGAGUUCCUAAGGAGGCUGGAAGAAAAGGAGGCUCUGAUAAACCAAGUUUCCAGGGAGAAGAGCACUUUCACUCAGCAAACUGAAGAACUGAAAGGGCAGCUGGAAGAGAAGACCAAGUCCCAGAGUGCCCUGGCCCAGGCCCUGCAGUCAGCCAAGUGUGACUGUGACCUUCUACAAUCUGAGAGCAAUGAGGAAGAGUAAGAGGCCAAGGCUGAGCUGCACUGGGCCCUCCCCAAAGGCAAUGCCGAAAUGGUGCAGUGGAGAAUGAAGUAUGAAGACGAUGCCAUCCAGAGAGCUGAAGACGUGGGGGAUGCCAAGAAGAAGCUGGCAAUUAGGUUGCAGGAUGCUGCGGAAGCCAUGGGGGUGGCCAAUGUCAGAAAUACCUCCCCAGAGAGGGCCAGGCACCAGCUGCAGCUUGAGCUGGGGGACGCCCUGUUGGACCUUGGAAAGGCCUGCUCUGUGGCAGCCGCACUGGAGCAGAAGCAGCGACACGUUGUUAAGAGCCUGGAGGACUGGAGGCAGAGGCUUGAGGAGUCCCAGGCGAUGCUGGACGCCUCAGAAGGAGGCCGGGACCUCAGCACCCAGCUCCUCAGGCUCAGGCAUGCCUAUGAGGAGAGCACCAGGAGCCAGGAGACCCUCCAAAGGGGGAAAAAGAACCUUGAAGAAGAGAUUCCUAAUCUGACAAAUCAGGUGAGAGAAGGAAACAAGAACUUUGAAAUGGAAAAGGUCGAGAAAUGAAUUGAACAAGAGAUCCAGGUGGCACUGGAAGAAGCAGAGGGAGCUCUGGAACGUAAUGAAAGCAAGAUUCUUCGUUUCCAGUUUGAACUCUUGGAAACUAAAGCGGAACUUGAAAGAAAGCUUUCACAGAAAGAUAAAGAAAUAGAAACUUUUAGGAGGAACCAGCAGUGUGCUAUUGACUCCCUGCAGUGUCAUCUGGAUUCUGACACUAGGAGCGGGAUUGAGGCUACCCAGCUGAAGAAGAACAUGGAAGGGGACCCUAGUGAGAUGGAACUCUGCUUAGCUUGCAACCGGCAGGUGUCAGAGGUCACCAAAUCCCUGGGUCAGCUUCAGACACAAAUCAAGGACCUUCGGGUGCAGCUAGAUGACAGCACACACCUGAACAGUGAGCUGAAGGAGCAGGUGGCUAUGGCUGAGCAUCGCAACUCUCUGCUCCAGUCGGAACUAGAGGAACUGAGGUCCUUGCAAGAGCAGGCAGCACAUGGGCGCAAGCUGGCGGAGGAUGAGCUUGAAGUCACAGAAAGAAUCAAUGUUUUCCAUACCCAGAAUACAAGUCGGCUCAGCCAGAAGGAGAAACUGGAGGUUGACGUUGUCAGGAUGCAGAAGGAAGUUGAAGACGCAGUGCAGGGGUUUCGAAAUGCAGAAGAGAAGGCCAAGAAGACAGCCACUGAGGUGGGUCCAUUGACUGCUUGCUCACUCCUGACCUCCAGAGUUGACUGGAGCAGUAGCAAACAUGUCAGAGAACUAAAGAAGGAGCAAGAUACCAAUGCCCACUUGGAAAGGAUGAAAAAGAAUAUGGUGCAGACAAUUAAAGACUUACAGAAAAGGCUGGAUGAAGCUGAACAGACAGCCCUGAUGGAGAGUAGAAAGCAAAUCCAGAAACUAGAAUCUAGGGGUCGGGAACUGGAAGGGGAGCUGGAGAGUGAAAUCUGUCGCAGUGCAGAGGCACAGAGGGGAGCCUGCCAACUUGAGUGAUGCCUCAAAGAGCUGACCUCUCAGGCAGAGGAAGACAAGAAAAAUCUGACCAGGAUGCAGACUCUGAUGGAUAAUCUUCAGCUAAAAGUGCAAAGUUACAAGCAGCAAAUUGAGGCAGUGGAAGCACAAGCCAAUCAAUAUCUUACUAAGCAUAAGAAGCAGCAACAUGAGUUGAACGAAGCUAAGGAAAGGGCAGAGAUAGCAGAAUCUCACGUCAAUAAACUCAAGAUUAAAGCAAAAGAGUCUGGAAAACAAGGUAUGUCAGACAUUCAACUCUAUUCUAACUUAAAGCUUGUGUAUUUAGGGCUCAUGACAUGACAUGGAGCAGUAUAAUAAGAAAUUUCUUGUUUUUCUCUUUAAAGGUUUUUAAAAAACAAGCUCUAAUAAAAUCUUCCCAUAUUUACUAAAUUCUCCUUGUCCCGGUAGUAGAAACUCCUAGGUAUUUGAGUGGGAUGCACACUGUAUUUAUACUUCUCAAAUGCUAGGUUAAUUCUAGAUUAACUUGCAGACUCUGAGCUCCAGGGACUAGAUUCAUUUGCAUAGAAUAGUCAGGAGCUCAGGGAGUAAAGCUGCUUUAAAAAGCACAGAUGGAUCUGCUUGAAAUUCUAAGUGAAGUGUUUCUAUGGUAGACAAGUACUUGACUUUGUACCACAUCAACAUAGAAACCUGGGAGCACAAGUUUAAAAUUGAGGCAGUGAAGGACCACAAAUGCAAGAGUCCUGCUUUCUAGUUUUCUGCCCUACAACACAGAGAAAGGAACUUUCUACAUUUCUGUGGUCCAUGAAACUGCUGUUCUAAUCCAAUAGUAGAGGCUAUGACCCUUAUUUUGCUGGCAAAGGGACAGAGUGACAAAGAACACCGAACGGGAGGCUUGGCAGGGUCAGUGUCUUAUUCUCUUCUGGCUGCUGUAACAGAAUACCUGAGACUGGUUGUCUUAUAAACAGCAACCAUUGGUUUCUCACAGGUCUGGAGGCUGGGAAAUCCAGGAACACGGCGCUGGUAGGUUGAAUACCUGGUGUGAGGGCCACUUCCUCAUAGGUGGGCUUCUCACUCUAACCUCACACAGUAGAAAGGGGGAACGAAGCUCUCUGGGGUUUUCUUUCUUUAAAUAAGGGUACUAAUACCAUUCAUGAGAUCCCCAACCUCAUGACCUAAUCACUUCCUAAAGGCCCCACCUAAUACCAUCACCGUGGGUGUUAGGAUUUUAACAUAUGAAUUUGUGGGGGACAUAAAUAGUCAAGGCCAUAGUAGUCAGGGUAACCUCAACUUCCUCACUGAGAUUCUCCCACGAACACAUAGUUUUUGAAUGAGAUCUGGCUUUAGGGGAAGCUAGGAAUUAAAGAUUGGAUGCCCUUCCUAGAAUGCCUGGAAAGGACUUAGCACACUGCCUAGCACAGAUCCGCGCCAUCAUUGCAUUUUUUAAAAAUUUGCUAUAUGCCUGGGCCUCUUAUUAUAAAUGAGUUACUCAUAACCCUGCAAAAAAAGCUGAUAGCGUUGCCAAUAGCAAAUGCUCCUUGAAGGGAGGUCCAAAGGAUCUCUUUUACAGGAGAGACUAAAAGUUGGUAUGCCGAAUAUAUUUAGAUCUAAAUAUGAGAAGCAUGAGUCAUCGGCAAACUCCAGAGACUUCUUCCUGAUGCCUACAUGGCUGCCUCAGGGAUGAGGCCUAUGUGGAGAGGUCCAGCUAAGCGGUUUGAACUCUGGCCUCAAUUGGAGAAGGUUAUGGCAUUGGAUUUGGGGUCUGCUGUGCACGGCCUGCCCAGCAACCCCAUAUAAUGGAUUGUUUAGGGAACUGCUUCAUAUGUGUUACAAUUGCCCUCAGCUGCAGGAGGUUGAAGGGCCUCCAAAACAGAUGUAAAGUAUUAGACUUUGUCACAGUCAUUUCCAACAAAGAAUAAAAUGAGCAAAGCAGAAAUUGCUUCUGAGAGGCCAGAGAUGAAUAGGAAAAGUGUCCUUGGCAGUGCAGUGACUAAUUGUUUCCCAUUCACAGAAGGAAAGCCUGAAAAUUUCUCAACUGCCAUAAAGCAGAGAAAACGGUUUCCUGAUAGAAAUGUGUGUCAAGGCUGUGGAACAAAUUGGUGAUUUGGCUACAGAGACUUUCCCUCAUAGGGUCUUCUGUAGAGGGCGCCGCCUGCACUGGCAAGACAAGGCUCGUGAAGAAUAAGCAGCCCUUGCUUAUUAAAGACAGCGGCUGGAGAAGCACAAGGAGGAUUCCAUUUUAUGACCAAAAAGUUAAGUUACAUUUGAAACAAACACUGAUAACAAACAAACAAAAACCAUGUUGCUGUGGUGUGAAAAGCAGUUUAAACAAGGCGAUUAGAAAAAUGUAAUAACUAAAGAGAAUAUCCUUGCUUCCAAGGUUAAUGGGGAUUUUUCGGUCCUCAAAUACAAGUCAACAUGUCACAUGAAAGAUUAAAUAGAUGCAAGGACCUUUUAAAUUCUGAAGUUAACAAAUGAAUGAAUACUUGUUCUUUGUCAUAUUGCCUCUUAAUGAGUAACAUUCAUAGAAUACAUCCAGUUACAGUCUAUGAGGACGAGAGCAUGUUGGUAAACGGUUAUUACUGAAGUUAUGGACUUUGCUUGACUCAUCCCUCAUCCAUGAGUCUGUGUUUUUAGCCACUAAUGGUGAGAGUUGAUCAGCUUUUCUCUUAGCACUGUGAUUUACAUAGUGUCACAGUUAAGCACUUUGAACUUGUAAGUAAAAUCUUCCUAAUCCGAACACAUGUAGGCUACGUGCUGGUGCAGACUUUAAACACUGAAGCAGCUUCUCACACAGAUGUUCAGGUAAUGAUACGUGGUAUUAGGGCUUGGAAUUGUGCCAGUUUCCCUAAGCUAGAAGUGCUUUUCCCAGAAUUCCUUUCUCUGUGUGGUUCUGGAUUAGAGUUGGUCACAGGAGCAAUUUGUACCAGAUCUGAGAGAGAAAAAUGAAGGAGCAGCUGUUUAUUUUGUUCUCAUAAGGUCAGUGGACAGUCC
Rhinolophus ferrumequinum (greater horseshoe bat) is the source of this 8703-nucleotide messenger RNA. RefSeq names its product myosin heavy chain 15 (gene MYH15). Lineage: Eukaryota; Metazoa; Chordata; Mammalia; Chiroptera; Rhinolophidae. The record is from RefSeq and is a predicted model, not a curated record. Gene Ontology annotation, cellular component: myosin complex. Gene Ontology annotation, molecular function: cytoskeletal motor activity; ATP binding; actin filament binding.